Messenger RNA from Heterostelium album PN500, 411 nucleotides. Its product is annotated as lipase ROG1 family protein. The record is from RefSeq and is a predicted model, not a curated record. Lineage: Eukaryota; Evosea; Eumycetozoa; Acytosteliales; Acytosteliaceae. The coding region runs from base 1 to 411 and encodes 136 amino acids. The transcript is spliced from 2 exons.
AUGACAGAAAAACAUAUGAUAUUCUUUCAACAUGGAUUGCAUGGUACAUUUGCAGACUACGAUGUUAUGAUAAAGAAUUUCAAGGAGAGAUACCCUGAUCUCUUGUUGGUGAGUGGAUCUGCCAAUGGUGGAGUCAAGACACGUGAGGGUAUUGACAAGUGUGGAGAGAGAAUGGCACAUGAAGUCACAGAGGUUUCAAAGCUACUGAAACCCACAAAGAUAUCGAUCGUCGGUCACAGUUUAGGUGGUCCAAUCUCACGAUAUGCCAUCGGCAUUCUAUAUGAACAGGGUUACUUUAAUAACGUGUCACCCAUUCAAUAUAUAUCUCUUUCAUCGCCACACUGCGGUAGUAGACGUCCUCAGAAGGGUGCAUUCAACGUCACCGUAUCUUUCUUUACCGACAAAUGUUAA